Closterium sp. NIES-65 is the source of this 1911-nucleotide messenger RNA. The record is from the annotation of a GenBank genome assembly. Lineage: Eukaryota; Viridiplantae; Streptophyta; Zygnematophyceae; Desmidiales; Closteriaceae.
AUGCUGCAAGUCGUUCGCGGCCCGCGCGGUCGCGGAUUGGCCGUGCGACGGGCCGUGCGAGAGGGCGAGGUGCUGCUGGACGAGGCGCCUCUGCUGCUAUACGUCGACGACGAUGUGUGCGACGACUACUGCUCGCACUGCCUGCGGUGCCUCCCCUCCGCUACCAGCCCCGCGGAUGCCGCCGCCCCGCCCUCCCCCCUCCCCUCCGCCACCCCCCUUCGCUGCCCCCACUGCCGCAUCUGUUCCUUCUGCUCCCCCGCUUGCCUCGACCAAUCACAAGCGGCCACGCACACCCCCUUCCUCUGCCGCGCGCUCUCCCGCCUCCCCCCUCGCUCCGCCACUUCAGCUUCCGCCGAUGGUGGGGCAUCCGUGCCACCGCCAAUCAACGAAGAGAGGCCAGAUGACACGUCAGCUGGGGGCGACGCGGACAGUGAAUCAGCCCUGCUGAACAGCGAGGACAGGACAGCUGUCCGUUUUCUAUUGGCUGCGUACGACCUGCUGGUGCAUCCCUGCGUGCUUCCCCCUUUGGCGGAGGCAGUAUGGGGGGAGGAAUUGGCGCAGAGAGCAGGCGGAAGGGGCAUUAAGGGGGAGGUUGGGAGGGGAGGGGAGGGGGCUGAGGGAGGGACAGGGGGAGCCAGCGGGAGGAGGACGUGGAACGAUUGCUUUGCGCUGCUGAUGGCGCUGGAUGGCGGGGACGAGGGGGAGGGCGGGAGAGGCGGGGAUGGGGAUGGAGAGAGAUGCAAGGAUGCAACCAAUGCAGCUCCUGCUGCUGGGGCUGAUGGCGCUAGUGCCGGCAGCAGCAGUGCAGAAGCGGUUGGGGCGGCAGGGGACGCGAGCAAGGAGGAGGAGAGGGCGCGGGCAAGGCGGGUGCACGAAGCAGUGCUGCGAGUGACACACGACUGGACCUGGCCUGCUGGGCCCACAGUGCUUGCCGCUGCAGGCUCUAGUGAAACCGCCACCCGGGAUGGCACAAGCGAGGGUGCACAUGCGGGGUUCAGCACAAGCGCUCCUUCAUGGGAGGUGACGCGUGCGCUGCUGGCUCGAGACACACGCAACAGCUUUGGAGUGAUGGCGCCGUUCAGCCCGCGGGGUGAGAGGGCUGUGCGGGGGUAUGCCAUGUACGGCGCUGCUUCGCUGGCCAACCACUCGUGCUAUCCCAAUGCCUGCAGCCCCCUCUCCCUCUUUAGCCCCCUCUCCCUCUUUCGCCCCCUCUCCCUCUUUCGCCCCCUCUCCCUCUUUAGCCCCCUCUCCCUCUUUAGCCCCCUCUCCCUCUUUAGCCCCCUCUCCCUCUUUCGCCCCCUCUCCCUCUUUAGCCCCCUCUCCCUCUUUCGCCCCCUCUCCCUCUUUAGCCCCCACUCCCUCUUUCACCCCCUCUCCCUCUUUCCCCUCUCUCCCUUUUCCCCCCUCGCCCUCUUUCGCCCCCUCUCCCUCUUUCACCCACUCUCCCUCUUUUGCCCCUUCUCCCUCUUCCAUCCCUUCUCCCUCUUUCCCCUCCCCUCCCUCUUUCGCUCCCUCUCCCUCUUGCAUCCCCCAAUUAACCUCCCAGUAUCCAUGCUUGUUCUCUGCCGACUUCGUUCCGCAGGCAAAGGGAAAGCAGCAGAGGAGGAGCAUGCUGACGAGGCGGACGGUGAUGCUGACAAGGAUGACAGUGACGAGGACGGGGAUGGGCAGGCUGCUGACGUGUCAGAUGCUGAGCUGGCACAUGCGCUGUUCUUCAUGAAGCAUCUGUGUGCCGUGGAGGGGUGUGGCGGCACCAUGGCUGCCAAGCCAGGGCGGUGGAUGGGAGGAGGGGGAGGAGGGGGAGGGGGUGGUGAGGGUGCAGGGCAGUAUGAGGUGGCGGAUGACAUGGAGUGUAACAUGUGCGGUGCGUUACAGUCUCGACGUGAGCUGCUGAACGCUCUGUGCUCCUAG